GAUAGCCACAAUCCUAAAAAGAAAAGAUGAAAAAAUUGGCAAGAAUGUGGAAUGUGGAAUGCAUGGUGAUACAAAUUGUGUUAAAGAGGAAGAGUCCCUGACAGCUCAUCCUAUUCGUCCACAGUUAACACCCUUCCAAUUUUGUCGCUCUCUCUUUCUCUCUCUCUUUUCUACCUUUGCUUUAUCUAUUUCUCUUGCACAAUAUCAGGUGCCUCUCCUCGACCGAUCGAAAAACACACACAGAGACAGGGGUAGCAAUUGCAAUUGCAAUCAAACACUCAUGAUGGGUCAGUUACAGGAGAAGCUUUUGUCUUUGUACAAGAGUAGAUGGCUUGUGUUUGUGGCAGCAAUGUGGUUGCAAUCAUGGGCAGGUAUUGGGUACCUGUUUGGGAGCAUAUCACCUGUCAUAAAGAGUUCCCUUAACUAUAACCAGAAGCAACUUGCUGUGUUGGGUGUUGCCAAGGACCUUGGUGACUGUGUUGGCUUCCUCACUGGCGUGUUAUGUGAGAUUUUGCCUAUCUGGGGCGCUCUCCUUGUUGGUGCUUCUUUGAACCUUGUUGGCUAUGGUUGGGUCUGGUUGGUUGUUACUUAUCGAGUUCCAACUCUCCCUUUAUGGGCUAUGUGUAUUCUUAUAUUUGUGGGAACAAAUGGUGAGACCUACUUCAACACAGUUUCUCUAGUGUCCUGUGUGCAAAAUUUCCCCAAAAGCCGGGGUCCUGUGGUUGGAAUUCUAAAGGGAUUUGCUGGGUUGAGUGGUGCAAUAUUGACACAAAUAUAUGCAUUGCUCCAUUCCCCUGAUCAUGCAUCAUUACUAUUUAUGGUUGCUGUUGGUCCGGCAUUGGUUGCAAUAGGUCUUAUGUUCCUUGUUAGACCUGUUGGGGGCCACAAACAAGUCAGGCCAUCAGAUGGCAAAUGCUUCACAUUUGUCUAUGGUGUGUGCCUCCUAUUGGCUGCUUAUUUGUUUGGAGUCAUGGUUGUCCAAGAUCUAAUUGAAGUGAAUGAAACUGUCGUCACUAUAUUCACAGGGAUUCUCUUGUUGAUCCUAAUUGUCCCAAUUAUUAUUCCCAUUUCGUUGACUUUUGAUCCAGAGCAUAAGCAUGCCGAGGAAGAGGUACUUCUUCCAGGAACACAGAAUAAAGAACCAGGGAAAUCUCAUCUUGAUAGUGAUGAAGUAAUAUUAAGUGAAGUGGAAGAUGAGAAGCCUAAGGAAGUGGAUUUGCUUCCUGCAUCGGAGAGGCAGAAACGUAUAGCACAUUUGCAAUCAAGACUGCUCCAAGCAGCUGCAGAAGGCGCAGUGAGGGUAAAGAGGAGGAGAGGACCACAUAGAGGGGAAGAUUUUACCUUGACACAAGCGUUGAUUAAAGCGGAUUUUUGGCUCCUUUUCAUUUCCAUGGUCUUGGGUUCUGGAUCUGGGUUGACUGUAAUUGAUAAUCUUGGUCAGAUGAGCCAAUCUCUAGGUUAUGACAAUGCACAUAUAUUUGUUUCAAUGAUCAGUAUUUGGAACUUUCUUGGCCGUGUUGGAGGGGGUUACAUAUCUGAGCUUGUUGUAAGGGAUCAUGUGUAUCCAAGACCAACUGCAUUGGCUGUAUUUCAACUUGUUAUGACUAUUGGGCAUCUUUUCAUUGGUAUGGGAUGGCCAGGGUCAAUGUAUGUUGGCACUUUACUCGUUGGACUUGGUUACGGGGCUCACUGGGCAAUUGUUCCAGCUACUGCUUCUGAGUUGUUUGGUUUGAGAAACUUUGGUGCAUUGUACAAUUUCAUCACUCUGGCAAACCCUGUGGGAACUCUAGUCUUCUCUAGUCUCAUUGCCAGCACAAUCUAUGAUUCUGAAGCUGAGAAACAAGCUCACAAUGGUCGUCACCAUCCCCUGAAUAUAGGAUCAAUGAUGUUGCGUUUGCAGGAUGUUAAUGAGUCUCUAAAGUGUGAGGGUAGCAUAUGCUUUUUCUUAACUUCAAUUAUCAUGGCAGGUUUCUGCAUUGUUGCAGCUGGCCUAUGCAUGGUUCUGGUAUUCAGAACUAGGAUUGUUUAUGCCAACCUAUAUGGAAAAUCUUCUACUAGUAGGCUUCGAUAAUCAAAGAAAUUGAACUACGUGUUUCGGUGUCCUUAUACUUUAGAAAUUACUAUUGUUGAUUUGGAUUCAAGAUUGAAGAUGCAGCCAAGUAUCUGAAGCUGUCAUUAGCGUGGAAAAUCGAAGAAGGGACAAUUUUACACAAAACUAAUGGGGAAAAAAAUGUUUUGUCAACUAGCUGCAACCACAUAGUUAUGUGUAUUAUUUUCCAACUCUUUCGGUGCUAUGUUUUUUUCCUUUUACAACUAAAAAGAAAAGUGUGUUUUGUCAACAAGCUGUUACCAUGUAGUUAUGUGUAUUCUUUUCCUAAAAAUUUUGUUUCAUAUUCUUCAUUUGCAUGUAAACGUUUGAUUGGCACAAAAUCUUGAUAGUAGUUGUUUUCUACCCUUAUUCUAUCAGAAAAGUCGCAAAAUAUUCCACUUGU
Molecule: messenger RNA, 2492 nt
Organism: Abrus precatorius (Indian licorice)
Lineage: Eukaryota; Viridiplantae; Streptophyta; Magnoliopsida; Fabales; Fabaceae
Product: protein NUCLEAR FUSION DEFECTIVE 4
Exons: 3
Coding region: 59-2071 (670 amino acids)
Cellular component (GO): membrane
Source: RefSeq, a predicted model, not a curated record